AUGUCGAAUUCCUUGGAUCAACAGUUCGGCGACCUUAGCCUGCAGGAAGAACAUGAGCAAAUGUUUGAACAAGAGGACCACCAGGAUCAAAGCCGAUCAUCAAAGGUACUCAUCAGUGGACUUCCGCUGCAUGCUCGCUUCGACAACAUCGAGCCCCUGCUCUCCCAGUAUGGCAACGUGCAGCAUUGCGACAAAGCGCAUUCGCGAGAUCCCAACACCCAAGCGGUGUACAUCACAUUCGAGACUCCGGAGCAGGCGCAGCAGGCGAUCAACGGGCUGAACGGGUACGAGCUGGAGGGCAACCGCAUGAAGGUGGAGCCGGCGGAGGCGAGCGCGCGCGGCGGGAGGCGCGGGCGGCCCGGCGGCGGGCGUGGCGGCGGCGGCGCACCAGCCGGCGCGCGCCCCACCGACUUCCCGCUGCGGCUGCUCGUGCAAAGCGACAUGGUCGGCGCGAUCAUCGGCCGCCAGGGUAGCACCAUCCGCCUCAUCACGCAGCAGUCACGUGCGCGCGUUGACGUGCACCGCAAGGAUAACGUUGGCUCGCUGGAAAAGGCCAUCACCAUUUACGGAAACCCGGAAAACUGCACCAACGCCUGCAAACGUAUACUUGAAGUCAUGCAGCAGGAGGCUAACAACACUAAUAAAGGUGAAAUUUGUCUCAAAAUACUGGCCCACAACAAUCUUAUCGGGCGUAUAAUAGGAAAAGGUGGUAACACCAUCAAGAGAAUCAUGCAGGAGACUGAUACCAAGAUAACAGUGUCGUCCAUUAACGACAUCAAUAGCUUCAACCUGGAACGGAUUAUAACCGUGAAGGGAACAAUAGAGAAUAUGGCCAAAGCGGAGUCACAAAUUUCAGCAAAAUUGCGCCAAAGUUACGAAAAUGAUCUGCAGGUGCUGGCGCCGCAGAGUAUCAUGUUCCCGGGACUACACCCGAUGGCGAUGAUGUCAACAGGACGCGGCUUCUGCAGUGCACCGCCGCCCUAUCCGCCGCCGCUAUACGCGCCGCUGGCCGGCCGUGGUGGCGCGCAGCAGGGCGCCGGUGACUCGCAGGAAACCACGUACUUGUAUAUCCCAAACAACGCCGUGGGUGCAAUCAUCGGUACCAAGGGCUCCCAUAUUCGCAACAUUAUCCGCUUCAGCAAUGCUUCGGUGAAGAUAGCUCCACUGGAGCAAGAGAAGCAAGGCGAGGCAGCUGCCGGUGCACAGCAAGAGCGCAAGGUUACCAUCGUCGGAAGCCCAGAAGCCCAAUGGAAGGCGCAGUAUUUGAUCUUCGAAAAGAUGCGUGAAGAGGGCUUCAUGUCGGGCUCGGACGAUGUGCGGCUGACGGUGGAGAUCGUGGUAGCGUCUUCGCAGGUGGGCCGCAUCAUCGGCAAGGGCGGUCAGAACGUGCGCGAGCUGCAGCGCGUAACCGGCUCGCUGAUCAAGUUGCCCGAGCAGCCGCCGCCGGCCGGCGCGCAGCCCGACCACGAGACCACCGUGCACAUCGUCGGACCGUUCUAUAGCGUGCAGUCUGCACAGCGGCGUAUCCGCGACAUGGUGGCACAAGCGACGGCGCCGGGCCGCCAUCGCCGUGCUGCUCAACCGCCGCCGCCACAGCAGUAG
Messenger RNA from Parnassius mnemosyne (clouded apollo), 1602 nucleotides. The record is from the annotation of a GenBank genome assembly. Lineage: Eukaryota; Metazoa; Arthropoda; Insecta; Lepidoptera; Papilionidae.